AUGGUAAUGUGUAAAAGACCCGAAGACGCCGAACAAGCGCGGAUCAGCGCUCAGGUUUCUGGUUUUAUUGGUUUUCUUGGUUGAUUUUGUGAAGAAAUAUGUUCAAAUUUUUUUGUUUUACUGUUUCGAGGCACAAAGGUCUUACCCUUCUCAAUGAAAAAUUGAGAGCGACCCUUCGCCUCGAGACCUUUGUGAAAUUUGCCCAUGCGCCUAUAAAUGCCUCAGCAAUUAUUUUUUUAAGCGGAUUAUACAUUUUUUUGAAAUCAAAUUUGAAAUGCAGUUUUUUUCCAUUUCACUUUAUUAACAAACUUUCUGAAAAGAAGGACUUGAAGAAAAAAAUUUGAUUCCGAGCCACUAUUUUUUCAAAAUGAAACAUUAUUUUAAAAGUUCUAGUUUAUUUUUUUGUAGAUUGAUCGACAACUUCGUCGUGAUGCCAACAACGAGAUUGGCAAUCAGAAAUUGAUACUUUUAGGUUCGUUUUUUUUUUUCAAAAGAUUUUCGAGAAUAUUUUUUUAGGUACUGGAGAAUGCGGGAAGAGCACUGUCCUCAAACAAAUGAAGUUCGUUUUUGAUGAAAAUGAUUUUCUCCCGGCUUCUUUGGGUCGCAUUAAGAAUGGCUCAAAGAGUAUGGUUAAAAGAUUGUAGCGUUUAAAAAGCACCCGUCCUUGUACGGUUUGCGCAUGACAAAGCGUCUGCAACCGCGGUGCUCUAGGCAAUUCCAAAUGCGACCAUUUUAAGUUGCGACGAAGGAGUUUAAAAAUUUUUAACCUUAUAUUCAAUCAUUUUGAGGGUUUUCAACUUUUUUUCCCUUUUUUUUUCAAACAGUUUACAAUAACCUUACAGUAUACUUCACAAAGACGGUUUUUCCGAAACCCAACUGGCGCUGAUGGCUGGCGCCGUCUACAGUAAUCUCGUCAGCGGAAUGGCCAACUUGUUGAGGGCUCGCGAGACUUUCAUGUAUCCCUUGAGUGACUCCGAUGCUGAUGUGAUUAUUUAUUCAAUUUUCUGUGGAAAGUGUGCUCUGUCGAUAGUUUUUGGUUUCUUUCGGUUCAACAACUCGGAUUUGGUAAACGAAAACUUUGGGACGCAACAUUUGUAAGCGAGAGAUCAACGGCGGCCGAAGAGACGCAGAAUUCUCGACGUGUUGCGUCUCUGCAGCUUUUGAUGUUCUCUCGUUUGCAAAUUUGAAACUAAGAUUUCUUCUCCUUUCCUUAGUUGCCGGCUUUUAGUGAGCUUUUCUAAUUGAAAAGUAUUUUUUCAAUUUUUUCCAGGUCUUUUAGUCCAUUGAAAAAAUAUUCCGAUAGCUCAUUAAUAAUUUUUCUCAUUAAAGAAUUUUGAGGAUUCUCAAAAUUUUCAGAGGAACGUUUUUCGAUUCAAAAUGCUUUUUUUUCCCAAAUUUCAAACUAUUUUAAAAGAGAAAAAAGUCGCUUUGAGCUUUCUGAUUGCCAUGAAAAGCGGGGUUAUUAGAUAAUUGGGAGAUAAUAUUUUGAAGUCAUUAAAGUGCGUCAGGUAACGUUCAAAAACCAAAUUUCUAUUGUUGUUCGUUUAGAAAUGAACUUUAGUCUGUUCAGAUUUUGUCAGGCAGUUAACUCCGCCCUCCGCAGGCACAGUAGCCUUUUCCGUCGAUUUAGUUUUUCGCACGUGAGGAUGCUCCUUUAAUAAUUGCUCCAUUUUUUUUUGAUCAUUUUUGAUCUAAAAGCUAGAAAAAAAAAAUUAUAAAAUAUACAUAAUCUUUGCGCACGAUAAUUAAUCGACGCGAAAAGCUGAUUUUUAGGGGCAGAGUUAGCCUCUUGACAGUGAAAAUCUGAUCAGACUGACUAGGGAACUACUCGGACUCGGGUACGCGUUUGGAGUUGAAACUUUGGUGGCUUAUAGACCCGGGUAAGAGUACUUGGAAACAAGAGAGAUUAUCUGCUAAACCCCAUAGGCUUCUGAAAAAAAAAGCCUCUUGAAAAUGAACAGUUUAGGCUUGAAAAUUAUCAAAUUUUUGCUUUCCACCUUUUUUUUUACUGGAAAAAAAGCUUUUUUUAGUGUUUAUUAUAGCGAUAUCAUUCAAGGCGAUUGUAUUAAAAUAUAAAAUAAGGUAAAAAGAAGUAUUCUGAAAUUUUUCAGGCCUAAUUUUCACACUUUCUAUUAAUUUUUUCUCAGUUCUCUAUUGGGUUUAGCAGAUGUUCUCUCUUGUUUUCAAGUAUUCUGACUUGGGUCUAUAAACCACUAAAGUUUCAACUCGAAACGCGUACCCGAGUCCGAGUAGUUCCCUAGUGAGAAUGCCUAGGACUUGUCAUCUCACGUCUUGCAAUCUGAAAAUAGCUCAAACUCCUUGUGAAUGUCCGAAAUCUCUUCAGAUGGACGCCCGAAGGAUAAUGGCUCUGGCGGAGAGUGGCAAGGAACAUGAGCCCUUCACGAACGCCGUCUACAUGGCUCUGAAGAAGUCGGUCUUUUUUCUAUUCAAUUUCUCAGCUCUGUGGCUCAAAUCGACCUAUUUUUCCUAUUUUCCAGCUUAUGGCAGCAGCCCAACAUCCAGAGGACGUACCAACGUCGGGCGGAGUUCCAACUCGGCGACUCGUUUGAGUACUUUAUGCUUCAUUUGGACCGGAUCAACGACCCCGAGUUUAAGCCCACGCCCGAAGACGCUCUUCGCAUCCGCGUGCCGACGACUGGCGUCGUCCAGGUCCAUUUCAAGAUCAAGGGAUGCCUCUUUCGGUGAGUUUGUUGGGAGUCUUGGAACUCUUCUGUUGGUUGACUGGGCCUGCGAUGCUGAAUUGGGGGUUACUCGGAUAGACCUGAGCUGCUGAUGAGACGGGGCGACCUCGGGCGACUGCUUUGAAGUGCGGGCUGACCCGUGGCGCCCCGUGAACAGGUCUUGGAAGCCAGAUUUAACACGACGCGUUGAACCGCUUUUGCAACGCCGUCCACCCGCAGACCUUCUUCGCCCCGCUGUUCACCUACUGACAUUUUUCGUCUCGUUGAAGACGCGUCGCUCACCCCACCCGGUGACCCUCUAGGUCCCGCUGUUCACGCCGCGUCUUUCACAAGCCAACCUUAUAUUUUUCAAAAAUUUGACUUAAUAACAAAACUUAUGCAAAUAUUUGUCUUCUAUAGAUACAUUUUCCUCCUUAUAAGUUUCUUUCGCAGAGUUUUCGACGUCGGAGGUCAACGAUCAGAGCGCCGGAAGUGGAUCCACCAUUUUGAUGACGUCAACGCGAUCAUCUUCAUCACGGCGAUCAGUGAAUUCGAUCAGACCCUCAUGGAGGAUGGCAAAACGGUAAUAGUCUCCAGUGACCACUUGAGUGUCAUUGAUUUUUCCCCAGAAUCGUCUCGUCGAAUCAAUGGACCUCUUCGCGCAGAUUUGCAACAGCAAAUGGUUCGUCACGGCGGCAAUCAUUUUGUUCCUGAACAAGAAGGAUUUGUUCGAGAAGAAGAUCAAGAGCGUCCCGAUCUCCUACUUGUUCAAAGAAUACAAGGGUUGGUAAGGAAAAUCGUUGAAAAAAAUUCGAUGAAUUCAACUCGCUUAUAAAACCACAGUUUCACUGAGUUUAUUGAGUUAAUUUAUUUUUCUUAGUUUUUGAUUCAACGAAUAUAGAACACGAUUAUUUUUCCAAGUUUCGAGUGCUGCAUUAGUGACCACUUGAAUUAUUUUCGUCGCGUUUGAGAUGGUUAAACGCGUCGUAAUGGCUCUUCGAGUUCUGUGUUUUCAUGCCGACGCGCGUAAGUCGCUGCUUGGUCCGUCGCAUCUUCAGUGACUGCUCCGCAGCCGCUAAGCCAUUCUCAAUGCGACCAAUUUUCACUGAGCUGAAUCAUGAAAUUAAAUAUAAAUGAUAACAAUAACUAGCCUAAUUUUCCAAGGUUUUGUGAAGAUAUUUUAAAAACUCGCUACAUCCUCAGUAAUUGAAGUGGAAGAAUUCUGUGAUACGGUGGAAUAAAACUUACGAUUCUCGAAACGAUUUUUUCCAAAUCAAACGAGGAAUUUGAUGUUAAUAAAAAAAUUUUUUCAACCAGUAAAAGUUCGAAAUAUCAACUCAACUCAUAUUUAUUCAGGUGAAAACGAGUACGCGCCGUCGAUAGAGCACAUUAGGUAUCAAUUUGAGAAGCGCAACGAGCAUCCGCAGACGAAGAAGAUCUACCCGCAUGAAACUUGUGCGACGGACACGAAUCAGGUCAUCAUUCAGAGAAUAGAAGAUGAACAAAUGGAAAAGAAGUUUCUACUUUGAAACUAAACUAAAAAAGCUCUAAAUUCACUGUUAAAAUCUACAAAGGGCGCUAAAGAGGUUCCUCAAGAACUACGGGGACAGGUCAAGAUAUCGCCCCAGCGCAAAGCUUAGUUGAUCACACGGGCUCCAAUGAGGAAAAAUUGAAUUUUUUUUAAAUUUUGCUCUCCAAAGCGGGAAAUUUGACUUUACCAUACGAAAACGAUUUCGAAUAGCAUAACUAAAAAGUUCUCUCAAAGUAUUAUAUUCCUAAAGUAGCCAAAGCUCCCAGCUACCGUAGUCUUUUCAUGCUAUAAUGACACAAAAAAUCAAUAACUUUCAAAUUUUUACAGGUCCAACUUGUCAUCGACUCGGUCAUCGACAUGGUGAUUGCCAAGAACUUGCGAGGAACGGGAAUGGAAUAA
Caenorhabditis auriculariae is the source of this 4611-nucleotide messenger RNA. Lineage: Eukaryota; Metazoa; Nematoda; Chromadorea; Rhabditida; Rhabditidae. The record is from the annotation of a GenBank genome assembly.